Molecule: messenger RNA, 1467 nt
Organism: Meloidogyne enterolobii
Lineage: Eukaryota; Metazoa; Nematoda; Chromadorea; Rhabditida; Meloidogynidae
Source: the annotation of a GenBank genome assembly
AUGCUAGUCUCAUCGAGUCAAUUAAACAAUGGGCAUAAUAACAAUUCAUUACUCCACCGAGCACAAAAACAACAACCAACUAAAACAUCUGCUUCACAAACGCUAUUAAAUAACAACAACAUUGCUAAUUUCACUAGCAAUAACAACAAUAACGAUUUAAUUAGUGGAGAAACAAAAUUUCGAAGUUCAAAUGGUGCUACAAAUAAUAUUAUGUCAAAUGCUGUUCCCUCUUCCUCCCUUUCCUCUUCCUCUUCUUCAAAUACUACAACCUCUUCUUCAUCAGCUCCAUCUUCUUCCUCCACUUCUGCUAAUUUUGAACCUGAAAGGCCUAUUGGUUAUGGUGCUUUUGGUGUUGUCUGGAGUGUUACUGACCCCAGAGAUCACCGAAGAGUUGCAUUAAAAAAAAUGCCUAAUGUUUUUCAAAACUUGGCCUCAUGCAAACGUGUCUUUCGAGAACUUUAUAUGUUAUCCUCAUUUCAACACGAUAAUGUGCUCUCCCUUUUGGAUAUUUUACAACCAACAAAUCCACACUUUUUCUCUGAAAUUUACAUAUUGACAGAAUUGAUGCAGUCAGAUUUGCAUAGAAUAAUUGUCUCUGCCCAACCUCUUUCUUCUGAUCAUGUCAAAGUUUUUGUAUAUCAAAUACUCCGUGGAUUAAAAUAUUUACAUUCUGCAAAUGUUUUACAUCGUGAUAUUAAACCUGGAAAUCUUCUGGUCAAUUCCAAUUGUAUGCUUAAAAUUUGUGAUUUUGGCCUAGCUCGAAUAUGGGAACGCAAAAAUUCUAUGAACAUGACACACGAACACCCGAACUGCUUAUGGGCUGUAGAAGAUGUCUGGUCUGUUGGGUGCAUUUUUGCAGAAUUAAUGAGUCGAAGAAUACUUUUUCAAGCACAAGGACCAAUAGAACAACUUAAUAUGAUUAUUGACUUAUUGGGAACACCAAAAAACGAAGAAAUGCGUGGUUGUUGUGACGGGGCUUUAAAACAUGUAUUAAAAUCGCCUCACCGUUCACCUUCCAUCCACCGCUUCUAUUCACUAAUUACACACCCACAAAAUCAAGAAAGUAUUCCUCUGCUUUUAGAAAUGCUUAAAUUUGAUCCUGAAAAAAGAAUAACUAUAGACAAUGCUUUGAAACACACAUUUUUGGAAGAUGGAAGAAUGCGUUUUCAUUCAUGUAUGUGUUCCUGUUGUCACUCAAUUACUUUUCAUGGAAGGAGAGAACGUGUCUUUUGCUUAGAACUUGAUCCUGUGCAUUCUAAUCCCUUUGAUGCCCAGUGGGAAAAGGAAAUGUCUUUAAAAUCGAUGUUCCAAUUUAGAGAAAUUCUUUAUGAUUAUAUUACAAAGCGUAAUCCCCUUUAUGGCAUUCCUCUUUGUAUAAAUACUAAUGCUGCCAGUUAUGGCGAAUUUGUAAGUUCAACAGUUGCCCAGCCAUCUGAACUGCCACCGAGUCCUAAUGCUUGGCAAUAA